This is a messenger RNA of Prorocentrum cordatum, 2626 nucleotides long. The record is from the annotation of a GenBank genome assembly. Lineage: Eukaryota; Dinophyceae; Prorocentrales; Prorocentraceae.
GGAGGAGGAGAGGAGGAAGAUUAUUGACAGCCGCUGGUAUCUUCCCAGAGUCCUUCGCCUUCGGUCAGACGCGAACAGCCGACAUGGUGCAGGCUCUCGCGAAGGGGAGGCAGCACGACAGCACCUCCAGCGUACGACCUCUGGCUGCCGCCAUCAAGAGGCAUGGCGGCGCGCACCAGUGGGCCGCAGCCCUCGCGCUCCUCCGAGAGGCCCUGCGGCCGUGCCUGCGAGUCUGCGCCGUCCUCUGCACGGUCGCCAUGGGCGCCUGCGGGAGGGGCAGGCAGUGGCAGCAGGCGCUGCCGCUGCUGGGAGAGAUGUGCAGCGCCCGCGUGGAGCCGGACACCACAGCUACAACGUCGGAGCCAGCGCCUGCGAGAAGGGCAGGCAGUGGCAGCGGGCGCUGUCGCUGCUGGGCAGGCUGCGGGAUCGUGGCACGCCCGAUGCCGACGCCGUCAGCUACAACACGGGGAUGAGCUCGUGUGUCAAGGGCGGGCAGUGGAGCCUGGCGUUGUCGCUGCUGGGCGAGCUGCUCGAGGCGCAGCUGAGGCCUACCAUUUCAGCUACAACGCCGGGAUCAGUGCGUGCGAGAGGGGCGCGCAGUCUCAGCAGGCGUUGUCUCUGUUGGGUGAGCUUUGGGAUGCGGCGCUGGUGCCAGACAUUGUGAGCUACGGUGCCGCGAUCAGUGCGUGCGAGAAGGGCGGCGAGUGGGAACAGGCGUUGGCGUUGCUGACUCGGCUGAUGGGGUCGAGGCUGGAGCCGAGCGUGAUCAGCUGCAAUGCCGCAGUUAGCGCGUGCGCGCGCUGUGGGCGGUGGGUGCAGGCCCUGUCGCUGCUGGGCGAGACGCGAGAAUUACGGUUGGAGCUGGAUGUCAAGUUACAACGGUGGGAUCAGCGCGUGUGACAAAGGUGGGCAGUGGCAGUGGUCUUUGUCGCUUUUGAGUGAGAUGUUGGAGUUGGAGAUGGAGCGGACAGUCAUUAGCUACAACGCCGCGGUCAGUGCGUGCGGAAGAAGUGGACAGUGGCAGCAUGGCUUCUUGCUGCUGAGCGAGAUGCAGGAGGCCGAGAUGAAGCCUGACCUCAUUAGCUACAAUGCUGGAAUCAGCGCAUGCGAAAGAGUUGGGCAGUGGUGCCACGCAUUAUCGCUGUUACGUGCUUUACAUGCGGUGAAUAUUGAGCUGGAUGAUAUCAGCUACAAUGCUGCAAUCAAUGCGUGUACGAACGGCGGGCAAUGGGAGCACGCACUGUCUUUGUUGAGAGAUUUGCGGCAUGCGAAUUUAACGUCGACAAUCAUAAGUUACAGUAUUGGAGUUGGCGCUUGCGAGAAAGGCGGACAAUGGCAGCAGUUGUUGUCGUUGUUGGCCGAAAUGCGGGAGCGGAGGCUUGAUCCCGGCGUCACCAGCUACAUAUCUGGAGCCAGCGCUUGCCUGAAGUGCACUCUGUGGUCGCAGGCGUUGUCCUUGUUGAAGACUCGUUGGGACCUGCAUGCCGAUCCCGAUGUUGUGAGCUGCAAUGUUGGAAUCAGCGCGUGUGAGAAAGGUGGGCAGUGGCAGUCUGCACUGUCCAUGCUGAGGGAGUUGUGGGCGGCGAUGUUGGAGCCAACUACCGUGAGCUACAAUGCCGGUAUCAGUGCGUGCGAGAAAGGCGGGCAGUGGCAGCAGGCUUUGUCAUUGAUAGCUGAGUUGUGUAAAAUACAGCUCGAGCAGGAUAUCACCAGCUAUAAUGCUGGGAUCAGCGCGUGCGAGAAAGGAGGGCAGUGGCAAAAGGCUUUGGCACUCCUAAGCGAACUGAGGGAGGUGAAUAUACAGGCCGCAGUCAUCAGCUACAACGCUGCAGUGAGCGCAUGUGCGAGCUGCAGGCAGUGGCAGCACGCGCUGUUUUUAUUUUAUGAGUUCCCCGCAACGAGAGUUGAGCCAGAUGUUGUCAGCUACAGUGCUGGAGUCAGUGCGUGCGAGAAAGCUGGACAGUGGGGGCAUGCACUGUCGCUUUUGUUCAUCGGACCGGGAUGCUUGAGGCGACGCUGGAGGCAGACACCAUUUGCUACAACUCCGGAAUCAGUGCGUGCGAGAAGGGUGGUCAGUGGCAGCAGGCUUUGUUGCUGCUUGAGGGGAUGCUCGGAUUAGCGAUGGAGCCAGACGCGGUCAGCUACAAUGCUGCCGUUGCCGCGUGCGAGAAAUGCGGGCAAUGGCAGCAUGCAUUGCUGUUACUGCGUGAGUCGUGGGGGCGAGAUUUGGAGUCUGACAUCAUUGGCCUCGGGUCUGGAAUUAGCGCCUGUGAGGAGAUGGGGCAGUGGCAGCAUGUGCUGACAAUGCUCAGCGACCUGGAGCAGAGAGUGGGACGUUGAGUCGAACGAGACGUCACCAGUCGUGGGGCUGCUGCUUGUGCUGUAGUCAAGUUGACUACAGGGUGUUGUACAUCUCGUCUCCUGCGACGAUGUGCGGCUCUCUUUGGUUGGCGGUCCACCGAUCGAGUCGAUCUGAAAUUGAAGAUUUCCUGUUCGAUAAAAUCAGCUUCGCGCUCCUCGAUUUCCUUCUCCCGCUCCUUCGCGCAGCCGCGCGCAUUCUCCGCUGGGCUGCGGCGGAGGCAGGAGGAGGUAGAGGCGACACGCGCGGUGCACCAAUUCUUGCCUC